AAUACUACAAAACAUACCAUUACCACGUUUUCAUAAAGCUCAUAUUCUACAUAAAGAAUGGGUGAAUCUUUUAAAUUCAAUCGUCAUCACUUCCUCACGUCUCUUCUCGUUAUCAUAGCCAUGCUCAAAUCGGUUUAUACAACUACAACGACAAACACCGAGUUCGUAAAAUCAUCAUGCACUUUUACAACGUACCCAAGACUCUGUUUCUCUUCACUCUCAACUCAUGCCAGUCUCAUCCAAACAAGCCCCAAGAUCAUGGCUCACGCGGCUCUCAACAUAACAUUAGCCUCGGCUAAAGCAACUUCAGCAAUGAUGGUGCGUCUCUCGAAUAGUCGGCUCAAGCCAAGAGAAGUCUUGGCCAUGAGAGACUGCGUCGAGGAGUUAGGUGACACGUUGGAGGAGCUUAGAAAAUCGAUUGGUGAGAUGUGUCGGCUAAGUGGCUCGAACUAUGAGGUCUACAUGAGCGAUAUACAGACUUGGGUCAGUGCGGCUUUGACAGAUGUGAACACAUGUACGGAUGGAUUUGAAGGAGACGAUAUGGACGGGAAGGUUAAGGUUUUGGUUAGAAGAAGAAUUUUGGUUAUUGCUCAUUUAACAAGUAAUGCUUUGGCUUUGAUUAAUCACUUUGCUUCUAUUCAUGGUUAAAAAGAGUUGAGAUUAUUAUUGUUAGUUUGUUUUUAUUGAUUUUGUGUGUAUAAUGUUAAGUAAUGUAUGUGUCUUUAUGAUUCCAGAUCAAUGUGUAACAUAUAGAGUGUUCAUGAAAAUUGAUAUUUUAAGAUUUUCCAACAAAACAUUUAUUUUAUU
Arabidopsis arenosa is the source of this 807-nucleotide messenger RNA. Lineage: Eukaryota; Viridiplantae; Streptophyta; Magnoliopsida; Brassicales; Brassicaceae. The record is from the annotation of a GenBank genome assembly.